GGUACGCGUAAGCAUCAUAUGAUCGCAGUCCGCAGUCCUUGACCCGCCUAAUCGCCGAAGCGCAGCUGCUCACGCAAAAGGUCUUCGGCAUUGUCGCGCACACGCUGGCGGAGAAAGGAGCGUGCUUCUUCUAGUAGCAUCUCAAAACGUACGGAAACACGUACGCGAUCAUGGCCGAUACUAAAGGCAGCAACAGAGGAACCAUGGCGGCCCAGCUAGUAUCAGCAGAAACCGUGGAAGGAGUAUUCAGCAUGAUCUCCGUGUACCUGAACGAUGACCUGGUCAAGCAGAUUGGUGGCGUCUUCGUUUUCGACGUCAAAGGUGAGCCCAACAGGUGGUACGUCGACCUCAAGAACGGCAAGGGUUCCGUUGGCAAGGGGGACCCACCUCAGGGCAAGGUUGAUGUGACCUUCGUCAUGGAGCGCGACACCUUCAUCAAGAUGUUCACGGGAAAGCUGAAUCCGACCAGUGCCUUCAUGGCCGGCAAACUGUCGCUCAAGGGCGACCUGCCUAUGGCGAUGAGGCUCGACAAGCUCAUGGGAGAGAUGCGUUCCAAGCUCUGAUUCCAGCCGGCGCAGAAAUGCAGCAAUCUGGACACUUUGUUUGUGCCGUGUGUUGACCGCGAGACGCGCGUGGUGAAAAAUAUUGGAUACUUCUUGCGACAGUGAAGUAAAUGUUGUGACAAAGGGACACAGUAUCUGUGUCCCAAGUAGAACCAUCUGCCACAUUAGAAAUUUUAUGCACACGAUAGACAGAUGGAAGAGCUUGAGUACGGGCAAGAGUUUUCAUCCUUUCCUCUGGCUUGCUCUGUCCAUGGUUUUUAUCAAUGUGGGGCACCGUUUAUGAGAACUUAUAAGCCAGUCCACCCUUACCAUUCAAAACCUUAAAGCAACCUAGAACAGCUGUUCAGAAAGAUAGAAUCUCUUCUGCUAUCCAGCGAAGGCUCGCAUAACUCCAGAGCUUAUGAUGCAUGGGACCAUUCCAUAUAGUAUAUAAGCAAAGUAAAGCAAUGAUGACUUUGCAGUUCCGGGUAACCUCGAACUUGAAGCUAAUGGUCAUUAAUGGCACAUCUAGGCAAUCUUGGCUGCCAUGGUGAAGGUGAUAUCAGUGAUAAUUAGUUUGUUAGAACAGAGCUGCAAGUGCAGCAAUAGUAAAUUAAUUUCAUUUGCAUAUGCUGCAGAAAAACAACAAAGAAACGAGAACAGUAAUGCCACACGGUUCAUGCAAGACAAUAUUAAUCAACCCUGGUUUGUGCUGCUUAGAGGUCUGAAACCAACACAAAAAUAUAACAAGGAUGCUAUAAACAGUUGAAGCCAUACAUAGACGAGUUCACAGAGAUGAGAUUACACACAAGACAUUACUUAAAGGAAAACAUUUUAUUUGUUAUUCUGUAUUUUUAUUCAUGAGAUUUCAGAGCAAACUAACACGAGUCCACAUAAUGCCAGUAAGACGCGUGCUAGUUUAUAAGUACUGCUAAUUUACUAUGAACACAUUUGGAAACGAGUCUGUGACCUAACAACUAUUGCGACAGGACAUAGUUAUAUUACAACUACAACAGAGGUACUGAACAUCUUGCAGUACAUAUACAUAGACAUUCAACGACAGCGCUAUGUUAGCUGUGUGCAGUGUUAACAAGUGAGUUAAUUUACUGAUCAUAGUUAUAUUUCAGUGACGUAAGCAUAUUUUGUGAAACACAGAAAUGUGACUACUGCAUGCACUGUUAACAUACAGGGCAUAUAGCUGUGUCGUGUGAAAUACGCAAAAGUUAGACAGAAGACUUGCAUCUGCAAUGCAAAGACAGUGACAACACACAGGAAAAAGAAAUGACUCAACAAGUGCCACUUAGAACAAAUGUCUUUGUACUCAUGAAAAGUGGAAGUUUGUACACAAUGUGCUAUGCGAGUGUGAUACCAUCUAUGAAAGUAAUGGCAAAAAGACCAACCAGAUAUGCAUUUAAAAUGCAAAAUGAAAAUGUAAGAUAUAUAGACACAAAUGUCCAAGAAAUGCCACUUGGAACAAGAGUUUUUGUUUCCUCUCUCAAAUAAAACUUUGUACACAUACC
Messenger RNA from Dermacentor silvarum, 2062 nucleotides. RefSeq names its product hydroxysteroid dehydrogenase-like protein 2. NCBI's taxonomy places the organism in Eukaryota, Metazoa, Arthropoda, Arachnida, Ixodida, Ixodidae. The record is from RefSeq and is a predicted model, not a curated record. Gene Ontology annotation, cellular component: mitochondrion. Bases 171 to 563 code for a protein of 130 amino acids. The transcript has 3 exons.